AUGACGGGGUCCAAGUCGUUGGCGCACACCAGCGCGACGCUCCAGCUUUGGAGACGCCUGCGGGACCUCAGGCAAAAGACCACAUCCGUGGUCCUCGACGGCAACAACCUCGACAUUGCCUCCGUCGUGGCCGUCGCUCGCCACGGCGUCAAGCCCGUCAUCAGCGAUGAUCCAGAGCUCGCCAAUCGCAUCAACCUCAGCGUCGACGCCCUAGCCGCCUACCUCGCCCGCGACUGGGUCGUCUAUGGCGUCAACACCGGCUUCGGCGGCAGCGCAGAUACUAGGACCAAUGGCCUCCUCGACCUGCAAAUCCACCUUCUGCAGCACACCCAAAGCGCCAUCGUCACCUCACUCGACAAGGAUCCCACCGCCAAUUCGGAGAGGGACUCCUCCCACGUCAUGUCCCCUGCCUGGGUCCGCGGGGCCAUCGUCGCCCGCGCCAACCAGAACCUGCGAGGCCAUAGCGCCGUCCGCCUCUCCGUCCUCCGCAGCCUAGUCGACCUGCUGCACCACGACCUGACACCCCUCGUUCCCUUGCGGGGCACCAUCUCCGCCUCGGGGGAUCUCAUGCCCAUGUCGUACAUUGCCGGCGCCGUCACCGGCAACCCGGACAUCUUCGUCCAGGUCGGCAAGGGCCCCAGGGUUCGCGUCAUACCCUCGUCCGAGGCCCUGCGCCUCUGCGGCCUCGCUCCCUCGGGCAUGGGCCCCAAGGAGGCCCUCGGCCUCAUCAACGGGACCGCUCCCUCCGUCGCCGUCGCCAGCCUCGUCCUGCAUGACGCCCAGCAGCUCGCCCUCUUGGCCCAGAUGCUGACGGCCUUGACCGCCGAGGCUCUGGGUGGCAACGUCGAGUGGGCUCUGCCAUUCAUCCAUGCCGCACGUCCGCAUGCGGGCCAGGUAGAGGCUGCCGGCAACAUCCGCCGAUUCCUCAAGGGCUCCCAACUCGUCGUCGGCCUCGAGUCGAGGAAGAGAAUGGGCGACGGCCUUUGGCAGGAUAGAUACUCGACGCGAACCGCCCCUCAGUGGAUCGGCCCUUACCUCGAGGACUUGCUCCUGGCCCAGCGUCAGCUCGAGGUUGAACUCAACUCCACUUCGGACAAUCCUCUGGUCGAAGUGUCUCCAGAACCGUACCACCACCAGAAUGGAGCCUCCAGUGGAGAGUCCAACGGAGAGUCAAUUAGAGUCAAGAAUGGAAUUUCCAAAGCAGCCUCGAACGGAGAGUUCAAUGGAGUCGAUAAUGGAGCCCUUGACGGAGCGUCGAAUGGAGUCGAAGCUGGAGCCCUCAAUGAAGCGUCGAAUGGAGUCCAUGGUGAGGCCCUCAGCGCAAAGUCCAAUGGAGUCCUUGAUGAAGCCCUCAACAGAGUGUCGAAUGGGGUCUCCAACGGAGUUUCAAACGGAGUCGAGAAUGGUGCCAUCAACAGAUUCAAGGAUGGUGCAGGCAAUGGAGCCUCCAACGGAGUCUCAAACAGAGUGUCGAAUGGCGUUGAAGACAAAGUGCAGAAUGGAACAGCGCCCGCUGGGCCCGGCGAGGUCUACUCCGGAGGCAACUUCCAGGCCACUGUCGUCACCUCGGCCAUGGACAAGACCCGCCUAGCCCUGCAGAUGAUCGGUCGCUUGUUAUUCUCCCAGGUGACCGAGAUAAUCAACCCGUCCACCAACAACGGACUCGAGGCCAACCUCAACGCCAGUGAGCACGAAAACUUCACCAUGAAGGGCAUCGACGUCAACAUGUCGGCGUACAUGUCCGAGCUCGCCGCCCUUGCCCAUCCCGUUUCCUCGCACGUCAUGUCGGCCGAGAUGCACAACCAGGGCAUCAACUCGCUCGCCCUGCUGUCUGCGAGGCGCACCGCCGAGGCUGCCGAUCUGGUCGCCCAGAUGUGCGCCUGUCACCUGUACGUCUCGUGCCAGGCCGUCGAAAUUCGCGCCAACCAUGUCCGCUUCCUGGACCUUGUACGCGACACAGUGCUGAGGGACCCGACGCAUAAUGGAGCCCUGUACGGCCUCAGCCUCAAGGGCCCGGACGUCGAGAGACUCGCCGACAGGUUGGUCCCCGUCGUCGAGGCGACCUGGAAACACUGGAACGCCAACACCUGGAAGCACCGCGUGGCCCCUGUCACCGAGGCCAUUGUGUCUCCCGUCGCCGACUUUCUGGUCGCCGAGGGCCGCGACUGUUCCCUCGCCCAGCUGACCGCCUUCAAGAAGCACUUUGGCAACACCCUGUCCGAAACCGCGGCUUCCAUCUUCUACCCGGGCAUGAUGCCGCCGGCUGCGGUGGCCGCACAGCUCGGCGACGGUAGCGCGCAGCUGUAUACGUGGAUACGGUCGAGGCUCGGCGUGCCGCUGCACCGCGGCAUUGACGACGAUCCGCUGUACAAUGCACGCAGGGGCCUGCCGACCGAGGGCAAGAAAACCAUCGGUAGCUGGGUGACGACCGUGUAUGAGAGUAUCCUCAAGGGCGGGCUGAUGGACAUGGUCAUGGACGGCGUCGACUCGUCGCGGGAGGCGCCGCGGACUGCCGAGGCGUACGAGAAACUCUGUAGAGACAUGGAGGAAAUGUACUAA
Molecule: messenger RNA, 2559 nt
Organism: Hirsutella rhossiliensis
Lineage: Eukaryota; Fungi; Ascomycota; Sordariomycetes; Hypocreales; Ophiocordycipitaceae
Product: aromatic amino acid lyase domain-containing protein
Exons: 1
Coding region: 1-2559 (852 amino acids)
Molecular function (GO): ammonia-lyase activity
Source: RefSeq, a predicted model, not a curated record